Messenger RNA from Pangasianodon hypophthalmus (striped catfish), 2450 nucleotides. RefSeq names its product nuclear receptor binding factor 2b (gene nrbf2b). The record is from RefSeq and is a predicted model, not a curated record. Gene Ontology annotation, biological process: autophagy. Lineage: Eukaryota; Metazoa; Chordata; Actinopteri; Siluriformes; Pangasiidae. The coding region runs from base 175 to 948 and encodes 257 amino acids. The transcript has 4 exons.
UCAUGUGUUUUUUUUCUCCUGUGUUGUUGUCACAGGAGGAACAAUGUUGUUGCUCGCUGCUCGGAUUUUCUGUGAACAGUCUGGAGUUUAAAAGAAAAGUCACUAUGUGCCACUGACCGCCUCUGAACAUCAACAAAAUCCUCUCAUGUAGCCAAAACGCGUGGAGAAUAAAGCAUGGAGGUGGUGGACAGUCCUGUAAAUCUCGCCCAUCAGCAGUGCAGGAAGGCAGACCGCUUGCUUGCUGCUGGGAAAUAUGAAGAGGCUAUCUCUUGCCACAGCAAAGCCGCAGAACUGCUAAAGGAGGCCAUGAAGCUCACAGAGUGUGAACAGGCUCGCCUGUCUUUAGAGCUGCAGCGAGACAGCCACGUGAAGCAGCAGAGGUUGAUUGAGGAGCGGUGGAAGCGAGCAAGGCGAGAAAACAAGCCCCGUGUCCUUCAGGUGCUCCCUCAUUCAUCCUCAGAGUCAGUGCCUCACGCUCAGCUGAGCUCCUCCUCCUGCCCCGAGCGUGAGUACGACACCUGGCUGUACCUGCUGAGAAACAGAGGCUCCUCCGGCGCCACGGCCGAGCCGACCUCAGGCACUAAGGCUCGCAAAGACGACAAGACGCGCCUGGAGGAGCAGCGCACCACCAUCGAGGACCUGCGCCAGCUGCUGGAGCGUCUGUUAGCAGAGAACGAGCGGCUGACGCGGGAAAACGAGCGGCUACGCCAGGAGAACGCGCGCCUGCGCAGGGAGAGCGACGCCGAUGCCCAUCUGGUGGAGAGCUCGGAGCUGUGGCUACUGCCUUCUGCACCUGACCAGCGCAAACCUGCGGGCAUCACCAUCCCACACCUGCCCCCGCUCGAGAUGCCCCCUCACGAGAUCCCGCUGGAGGAGCUGCCUGCGCUCGAGCUGCCCGAAGACAUCCAGCAUGAGCUGCAGGAGCUGCUGGAUGGAGAGAAGCUGUGAGCAAACACACACGCUCGCCAAAGGGAAAAAACAUCGGCAUCAGCACGGUCACACCGCUCAGGUUCCUGACUGUGGUGUUGGUGGCAUAAACGGCUUGUUUUUAAGCAUCAGAUGCUAAUUUUUUUAUUUCUCUGUCUCUCUAAUGAUCCUAGGUACUGCAGCUAUUUGAUACAAAAAAGGACUUUUGCAGGUCUUGUGCCUUUUUUGAUUAUUUCCAUUGUGUAAUUAAGUCUAAGGAGAAAAAUAUCUCAUGGUGGAAGCCAUGAUCGUCUGACUAGCUCUGAGAGCGCAUGACUGAGUAUUUUUGGGAAAAUAUCAAAGCUUGGUCUUUAUCAGGAGGAGACCCAGGCGUCUUGAAGAACCCACUUUAUCCCAAACACAGACAUGGACAGCAAGCACUGUGAACUGUGUGUGUGUGUGUGUGUGUAUGUGUGUGUGAGAGUGAGAGAGAAAGAGAGAGAGAUCAUGCAUGUGUUUGCGUGGCUUCUUGAUUUUUUUUUUGUUGUUGUUAGACAUGCUGUCAUGAUGGCAUGCGGACAAGCACGAACACGCAGCUUCACUGCCUCGGAUUGUGUCCCGUCAUUUCCACUGUCUCCUGACUCAGUGCUGUUAGAGAUGCAGAGCUAACCGGCUUACACCAUAACCCAUGUGAGAAGAUCAGAAACCUGUGUGUCCUGUCAUGAUAUCAGCGCUCUGAACAGUUCCUGUGGCUCCGAGAAAGAAUGAAACAAAACCAGCCACCAACUCAGCAAGCAAUAACACAUGCUACAGUUUCCACUGUGUUUUUUUUUCCUCUUCUCUUUGUUUCUGGUGUUUGUCUUCGAUUUUUCUGCACAGGAGCCUCAGAUCCAAACGCACAUCUCGAUGGAAGAAUCUCAAACCUUUCCCAAUCAUUAAGUCAGUUUAAUGUUUGUUUAAUGUUUGUUUAAUGAAUUGUUUUUUGUUUCUCAGAUGUUGUACUGUAAUCAAGCAAGUGAUCACACAGUUAAUAUUUUUUCAGGUAAAUGUGUGAUUUUUACUUUGAAUAUGCAGGAAUACUUUGAAUAUCCAUACACAAUCAUACAGGAUAUAACAAUAAGCCGGUUUUACACUAUUCCUACGUCACACUAAUCCAGAGCAAAUCCACUCGUGCCACACGUGAAAGGAAAACUAAUCUGAACGUUUUUAAUGGAAUGUAGAGACGUUGUGUGUGUCUCAUGAAGAGGGAACCAAAUCAUUGUUUUAAUUUAACGUUUAAAUGUACUUAUCGUUUUUGCAGAUGUAAACUGGGUGCAUCUGAACCUUUUCACUUCCAUUUGUGUGUGUGUGAAGAACAAAAAGUCAUAUGAUGAAAGUGUAAUGUUUUGUUCAUGCAUGAAUGGCUGUUGUAGCUCUAAAGUGUAUGAUUGUUCAGAUAUUAUUAUAAAGAAGGAUUUAUGUUACAGUUUGCUUGUUUAAUCAGAUUUUGUGUUUUGUAUAAUGACAUCCAAGAGUGAAAAAAUAAAUAAUGUAGAUCUGGAAAA